This is a messenger RNA of Penicilliopsis zonata CBS 506.65, 1203 nucleotides long. RefSeq lists its product as hypothetical. The record is from RefSeq and is a predicted model, not a curated record. The transcript has 3 exons. Lineage: Eukaryota; Fungi; Ascomycota; Eurotiomycetes; Eurotiales; Aspergillaceae. The coding region runs from base 143 to 1159 and encodes 338 amino acids.
CAACAUCGACUCUCUGCUUUUCCUCCCUCUUUUCCUUCCUCUUAUCCCUCUUCCUUAACCAUUUCCCUUAUUCAUCGACUUUCUGCUCCGUUCCUCCCUCCCAUGAGGGAUUAUCUCCUCGACUCUUUCUUCUAAACUGUUCAUGGAUACUCGAGCUACUCGUUUGCAGCGACAGGCUGCACUACGGAGUAAAUAUGAGGCAGCAGCACAGGGCAUCCUCGAGGCAAUCUCAAGUGAGCCCAAGAAGUUCUUCUCCCCAGCUGACCUGGCCAACCUCGGAGUCCAUCUAUUGCCUUUUGAUCCUCUUAGUGAAGAAUUCAUACAGUCUAGAAAAUGUCUGUUUCAGCCUCUCUCAACAGACUUUCUCGCAGAGUUUUUCAUUGAGGAUUCAGAGCUCAUGGAUUCUGAUCGUAAGGCCUUACAGUUGCUUGAGCCCGCCUCGCCCCCUGAUGAUCUCUCAUCUCUACUCCAUGCAGCUAGGGAGAUCUUUCUGCUUCUUGAGACAACAUAUUCCCAUCUAAAAAGGAAAAAACCUAAAGCCUAUCUGUUUGAGCUGGUGGACUGGGAAUUCAUCGCGUGUGACGACGACUUUCACGAGGCGAACGGCUUUUACCCUUAUAAAAAUCAUUUGGGCAUCCCCCUCUGGUCAUAUCUAGAUAUGAUGCAGCACUGCACCACAAAGCGUGGCAAAACCAUAAUUCGACCACAUCUCCAACUUGUCAUGGGUAAUGAUGCUGUUGUGAAGGAAAGUGGACUUCUGAUGGGGGAGCUUGGCCCAAUUGUCCAGGGAAUCCUAGCUCGCAUAAAUCAACCUUGCUUUAAGAACACAUCACUCAUUCCAGUCCAAAUCUUCUCCUUCUUCGGGCCUCUCGAUGGCCGCAUCCUCCAGGCCAGGUUCUAUCCCUCUGGUCAGCUGGUUAUUCGUGCCUCUGGCAUCUACCACUUUACAAGUGAGAAUCAGGAAUACCUUGCUAGCCUUUUUUUGCGCUAUAGGUUUUCUGAGCCUCGCGUCGGUGACGGGUAUGAGUUUGAUGUUUUUGAUGUUGCCGAGGAGUCCCCGGCAGGUUUCCCAGAUUCCGGAGAAAAAAACCCACUAGGAAGUCUGGUGCUUCGCCCGGCUUCUACUUCUAGUACUGGCAAGGAGAAUGUCGCUUUGUAGCAGCAUAAAAUUGACAUCUAUUGAUAUUAAUACAUGCCUGGACA